Messenger RNA from Zingiber officinale, 858 nucleotides. RefSeq lists its product as uncharacterized. NCBI's taxonomy places the organism in Eukaryota, Viridiplantae, Streptophyta, Magnoliopsida, Zingiberales, Zingiberaceae. The transcript has 3 exons. The coding region runs from base 1 to 858 and encodes 285 amino acids. The record is from RefSeq and is a predicted model, not a curated record.
AUGAAGGAAGUACGAGCUCGUGACAACAAUGAGGAGCUAUUUCGCUACAAUCGAAAUAGUUGGAGUCAUACCCAAACACAGGCUGUUUGGAAGCUAAGAAAUUUAAAGAUUGUUCUGGCAUUUGAAAAGAUUGCAUAUACAUUAGAUAAGGCACCUCCAAAAGAGGCUCCUGUUAAUGCCACCACUGAUGAGUUGGAAAAGCUUGAAAAAUGGUCGGACCAUAAUCUUCAAGCAAGAUGUUAUAUGCUGGCUUCAAUGUCAAAUGAACUGCAAAGGUGGUUUGAGGAGACUAUGGAUGCUAAAGAUAUUCACAUACACCUACAAGAGUUGUAUGGUGCACAGACUCGUUCAGUCAAGCACGUGACUGUCAAGGAGCUCAUGACGGCUCGUAUACGAGAUGGGGCUUCGGUUCAUGAGCAUGGAGUUAAGAUGAUUGGGCUUAUUGAAAAGUUAUUGAGCCUUGACUUGGUUAUUCCACACAAGCUAUCGACGGACAUCUUAUUGUUGUCUCUCCCCUCCUCAUUUGACAAUUUUGUGGUUAACUUCAAUAUGAAUAAGCUAGAGGCUACCCUUGAAGAGCUAGUCAAUAUGCUUGCAAAUUAUGAAGCAACCAUGAAAAAGGAAAAAUCUGUUUUCCAUGUGGGUUCAUCUUCUAGAUCCAAGAAAGAAUCCCAUAAAAAGGGAAAGAAACGUUCUGCCCCUAUGAAGAAGAUUAAGCUUAAUAAGAAGCUAAGGCCCACAAAGCUUAAUCAGUCAGAACAUGUUUGUUUCCACUACAAUAAGCCUAGACAUUGGAGGCACAAUUGUAAGGAGUAUCUUGCUCAGAAGCGUUCUGACAAAGAUGAUGACAAGAAGUAA